Molecule: messenger RNA, 426 nt
Organism: Talaromyces amestolkiae
Lineage: Eukaryota; Fungi; Ascomycota; Eurotiomycetes; Eurotiales; Trichocomaceae
Exons: 1
Coding region: 1-426 (141 amino acids)
Source: RefSeq, a predicted model, not a curated record
AUGGGCCUAGCAACCGCCCCGUCCUUCUUCCAACAAAGAAUGGAAAACAUACUCAGGUCGUACUUGUGGAAGACAGUCAAUGUUUAUGUGGAUGGCAUAAUAGCUUUCUCGAGGACACAAAGCGAGCAUCUAAAGCAUCUGGACGAGGUACUCACCCUCCUCGAAGCUUCAGGACUGACACUCCAGAUCUCCAAAUGUCAUUUCGCGUAUGGAUCGAUCAAGGCCUUGGGACAUCACAUUUCCAGACUGGGCUUAGCGACAGACGAAGACAAGAUCCGGGCCAUCAAGGAGCUGGACUAUCCAAAAUUCCUAGCUGAACUGGAAAUGGGCCUCGGACUGUUCAACUACUACCGGAAAUAUUGUCUAGGGUACUCCUUCAACGCCGCUGAUACUUCCUCCAACGUCUCCAACAACGAAUCCGACUGA